CCGUAUUAAUAAAGAUUAAAGUGCUGCAGGGAGCAAGCUGAUCGGCUCCAUUAACCCCUUGCCCGGCCGCCUUUGGCUACGCAGACACCCGCGCGCAACAUGUCCACGCUUCCCGCCUCGCCGGCUGCCCUUGCAAGCAAGACCUGUUUAGUCGCGCUGCGCUCCCGGGCUGGGCUGCGGGACUAAAGGCGCCCCCGCCUGAAGGCGGGGGGGGGGGGGUCCUUCUGGAGCUACCAACGCACCCCUCCCUCUCCUCUUCCCGGGCUUAGGGUUGCACGCCCGAGAGGCGAGUUUGCAAAGAGCCCGGAGGUGGAGGGGAGCGAGCGCGGAGCCGACGGGCCAUGGUGGCGGGUGGGAGCGCGCGCAGCCCUCCUCCCCUUUACUGACGAGGGGGAGGAUGACGGGCAGCAGCCUACCCCCGGGGCUGCUGGCGCUGGGCGCCGUUUUGCUAUGGCAGCCUUGCCAAGGGAGCUGCGGCGAGCAGAAAUGCGGCGCGCAGGAGAGUUGCUGCAGCUACGUCAACGCCACCUACGCGGAGACCAAAUGCUGCAAACUGCCUUUCCACACGUUCCUGGACAACGUGGGCUGGUUCGUGCGGAAGCUCUCCGGGCUGCUCAUCUUGCUGGUGCUCUUCGCCAUCGGGUACUUUCUGCAGCGGAUCAUCUGCCCCAGCCCCCGCAGGCACGGUCGGCGCCGCCGGCGCCCGGGGCAACGGAGCGAGGAGGAGGAGGAGGAGGAGGAUUACGACGAUGACGACGUGGAAGAGCAGGACUCGCUCGCCCGCGUCACCCCGCUGAACGUGACGGCCGCCACCUCGCAGGACUCGCUGCUGGACAGCGGGGACCGGGAGCCGUCUCUGCCGCCCCCUCUUCGCCAGGUCGUCUCGCCCAUCUUUUUGCAGUUGCCCAGCUACGAAGAGGUGAAAUAUUUGCCCACUUACGAGGAAUCCAUGCGGCCCCAGCAACCGCUGGUCCUGCCCGUCACCAGCCUGGCCACCGGGACAGGCAGAGGCCUCGCGGAGCCGGAUCGCUGGACAGGAGGCAGCUGAAGAGCGCUCCCUGCCCUUUCCCAGCGCCCCGCAGCUGGUGCCGCCAAAGCUGAAGGAACUGCCCGGUCGGCGUCGCCGGAGGUCGUCGCGCCGAAUCCCCUUUUUCCUUUGGGAGAUUUAGGGAGGGAAGUUGGAAAUAACGGAAGAGGGAGAAGAGAGAGGGAGAGGUGACCACGAGGGUCUUCCUUGGCCCUUCAUUUUUUCUUCUUUUUGCGAAGUUGCACACCUGAGAAGCUGCUGUGCAGCAGGGGAGGAAGGGCGAUUCUGCCUCCGCCUGUGAAACACCGCCAGCCUUUCACAUUUGAGAUGCCUGGUGGUUGUCCAGGUAUCUUUAAGUGCCAGUCUAUGUGACAUGCAUUCAAAUUGGAGACAUUCACAACUAGGAGCUAUAUUGUUUUUUAAUGGUCCUUCCCUGUAUUGUGUGGAUGCAUUCUGCUGAAGUACCUGAUCACUUUCUAAUGCAGAAUAAAAUCCUAGAAGGGAACAGUGUGAUUCUUUUACUUGUAACCAAUCCAGAUCAUACUGGUUUAAAUGAUUUCUCUCUUCCUGAAAUUUGUUCAUGAACAUUAACAAGUAACUUGGAGACUUUCGCAAAUCAUCAACGUUGCUGGAGCUGAGGUGGGAUCAUCAGGAGAAACACACAGAAUCCCUUCUGGUUGUUGGAUUUUUUUUUUUAAGCACUUUGACGUUAUUAAGUUCAGAAAGAUUUGGGAUUUUUGGGAGUGUGAUGACUGAGAAUUCAUUAAAAAGCUUUUUUAAAAAA
Messenger RNA from Candoia aspera, 1811 nucleotides. RefSeq names its product chromosome 6 C3orf80 homolog (gene C6H3orf80). The transcript has a single exon. The record is from RefSeq and is a predicted model, not a curated record. NCBI's taxonomy places the organism in Eukaryota, Metazoa, Chordata, Lepidosauria, Squamata, Candoiidae. The coding region runs from base 398 to 1048 and encodes 216 amino acids.